UAACUAAACAAAGCUCUCCAAAUUAGUGCUGCGAAGUAAAGGAAAGCUCGCGCACCAUGUUCCUUCUCUAAAUCGACUUUAAUUAUUAAGGUUGGAUUGCGCCAAACAUGGACUGGAAGUGUUCGUCUUCUGCUGGUGCAUCCUCUCUUUGCAAGGCACCUUUGAAUGUCUCAACUACAAUUCCAGAGAAGGCUUUGGUUGAGCAGCAAAGGAGGGUUACAGAUCGCACUGCUAAGACCAAUGUAGAUAUAGAUCUUAGAGAAAUUUACUUCUUGAUAAUGCAAUUUCUGUCAGCUGGCCCUUGCCAGAGAACUUUUGAACAGUUAUCAAACGAACUUUUAGAACAUCAGCUUUUACCGAGAAGAUAUCAUGCUUGGUUUUCAAGAAGUGGUGCACGUAGUGGGAAUGAUGAUGAUGAUGGCAUCUCCUUCCCAUUAAGUUAUAACAGCUUAGUGGAGAGGUAUCCUCAUAUUGAGAAGGAUCACUUGGUAAAGCUUCUGAAGCAAUUACUGUGUGCACUGUGCAGCAAAGCUGUGGGAGAUACCUGUUCUCCAAAUGCUGCUGAUGUCCCUACAUUAUUGGGAUCUGGUUCCUUUUCACUUUUGAAUUCUGACAAGAGUAAUGAGAAUAGGCAGGGCAAGCGUAUGCCUGCCUAUCUUCGUUGGCCUCAUAUGCAAGCUGAUCAAGUUCGGGGCCUAAGUAUAAGAGAAAUUGGGGGAGGUUUCAGAAAGCACCACCGAGCUCCCUCUGUUCGCUCUGCAUGCUAUGUUAUUGCUAAACCAUCUACCAUGGUGCAAAAGAUGCAGAAUAUAAAGAAGUUGAGGGGACAUCGAAAUGCUGUCUAUUGUGCCAUAUUUGAUCGUUCUGGGAGAUAUGUUAUUACCGGUUCAGAUGACCGCCUUGUCAAAAUUUGGUCCAUGGAAACUGCAUUUUGCUUGGCCAGUUGCCGUGGACAUGAAGGUGACAUAACAGACCUGGCUGUUAGUUCAAACAAUGUUUUGGUGGCUUCUGCUUCGAAUGAUUUUGUGAUUCGAGUUUGGCGCUUGCCAGAUGGGUUGCCAGUGUCAGUUUUACGAGGGCAUACUGGUGCUGUUACUGCUAUUGCAUUUAAUCCCAGGCCUGCCUUUGCUUUCCAGCUUUUAUCGUCAUCUGAUGAUGGGACUUGUCGAAUCUGGGAUGCUAGAUAUUCACAUUGUAGCCCACACAUAUACGUGCCGAAGCCUUCUGAAGCUGCUAUCGGGAGGAGCAAUUUUCCAUCUAAUAAUGGACCUUCCUCAAGUAAUGUUCCACAAACCCAUCAAAUAUUAUGUUGUGCAUUCAACGUCAAUGGGACAGUUUUUGUCACUGGUAGCUCUGACACUUUUGCCAGGAUUUCUUUUGUAAGAGUUAGAUACUUGCAGGUCUGGAUUGCCUGUAAGCCUAGUACAGAUGAUUCAAAACAACCAGUUCAUGAGCUGGAUGUUUUGGCUGGCCAUGAAAAUGAUGUUAAUUACGUCCAAUUUAGUGGAUGUGCUGUACCUUCAAGAUCCUCAAUGUCUGAUGUUACGAAGGAGGACAAUAUUCCAAAAUUUAAAAAUUCCUGGUUCUGUCAGGACAACAUUGUUACCUGUUCUCGUGAUGGUAGUGCAAUCAUCUGGAUUCCCAGAUCACGUAGAUCCCAUGGAAAAGUUGGACGUUGGACAAAGGCAUAUCAUCUGAAAGUUCCACCUCCCCCACUACCUCCUCAACCUCCUAGAGGCGGCCCACGUCAGAGAUUUCUCCCUACUCCUCGUGGUGUCAAUAUGAUUGUCUGGAGCCUCGAUAAUCGUUUUGUUCUAGCAGCUAUAAUGGAUUGCAGAAUAUGUGUGUGGAAUGCUGUUGAUGGUAGCUUGGUACAUUCUUUGACUGGUCAUGUUGCAUCAUCUUAUGUUUUGGAUGUCCAUCCUUUCAACCCUCGAAUUGCGAUGAGUGCUGGAUAUGAUGGGAAAACAAUAGUUUGGGAUAUAUGGGAGGGCAUACCCAUCCGGAUAUAUGAAAUUGGUCGUUUUAAGUUGGUUGAUGGAAAGUUUUCUCCGGAUGGGACCUCAAUUGUACUUUCGGAUGAAGUUGGGCAGAUAUAUUUGCUUAACACUGGCCAGGGUGAGUCCCAAAAGGAUGCCAAGUAUGAUCAGUUCUUUCUUGGGGACUAUCGCCCCCUUAUUUGGGAUUCUGCUGGAAAUGCUCUUGAUCAGGAAACACAGUUUACUCCGCAUCGUAGGAACACGCAAGAUCUUAUUUGUGAUUCCAGCAUGAUUCCGUACCCAGAACCUUAUCAGAGUAUGUACCAGAAACGGCGACUUGGUGCGCUGGGUAUUGAGUGGCAUCCAUCUUCCACAAAGUUUGCUAUUGGCCCAGAUAUCAGUUUAGGCCAGGAUUUUGAAAUGCCACCCUUGGAAGAUUUGGAAAGAGUGAUUGAACCUCUACCUGAUUUUGUGGAUGCCAUGUAUUGGGAACAUGAAAAUGAAGUUAUCAGUGAUGACACUGAUUCAGAGUACAAUGUUGCCGAGGAAUGUUCAACAGAAGGUGAACAGGGGGCAUUAUUUUCCAGCUCAUCUAGAGGCACAGAGAACAGUGAAGAAGACAGUGAGGUUGAAUGUAAUCACAAAGAUGGCCUUCGCAGAUCACGAAGGAGAAAAUACAACCCUGAAGCUGAGUUGAAGACUUCAUCAGGAAGAAGAGUCAAAAAGAGAUAUUUGGAUGAGCGGGAUGGCUAUAUAUCUGGAACCCGUAGGACAAAAAAAUCAAAAAGUGGCAGAAAAGCUUCAAAGAGAAAGUCUUCCAAAGGAAAGCCAUUGAGACCUCAGAGAGUUGCUGCACGUAAUGCUCGAAGCAUGAUGUCUAGAAUCACCGGAACAUCUACGGAUGGAGAUGAUGAAGUUGACUCAGAAGGUGAUUCAUGUAAUAGUGAGUCAUUGUCUCAAGAUUCAAGUACUGAAAACAGUGAAAUUGAGAGAAACUUGGAGAACGUACAACUGAAGUCCAUGAAGAAGGAACAAGAAUCUGAGGAUCUAGUGUGGUUACAUAAACUCCCUGAAUCUCAAUCAAAUAUUGUGAACAGGAAGAGAUUGGUCUUAAAGUUCUCCUUACGUGAUUCUAGGAAGCCAGAUGCCCCAGCCAGCAGAUUGAACAGUGGCAAUCAGAUCAAUUUACUGGACCAUUCAUCUGGACCUCCAGGAAAUUUUGAUGGAAAUACCUGCUCCAAAGACCCUGGUGCACCCGCUGCAGAUAUGGAGCUCUCUGACCAUAACAGGAUUGAUCUAGAAGAUACAAGUCAAUCUAUAAAUACUGGGGAUCAUUUAGAGAAAUUAGUGGGGGACAUGGAGAACAAAAUCAGAUGGGGAGAGGUUAAAAUUCAGACAUCCAAGCAUUCAAGUUCAGGAGAUUUAAUGCCAACUGAUGUCCUCAAUGAAAACAGGAUUAGUGCUGUCAAUGGGGGAGAGGGACAGUUAGCGACUCCUGCAUUGCAAGAUCUGGAUAGAGUGUCGAUGGAAGAGUUUGCUCCUAAUGAGGUGCACAAAUCUUUAACAUCUGAGUUACUGUCCUUAGGUGACCAUCAACCAAAUGGUAGUGCUUCAGCAUUCUAUUGUAAUGUCAGCCUUAACAGGAGAGAUAAAGAUUGGUCUGCAUGUGACAAACAUGGAAAUCAUGAAUCGGUACAUACUGAUCAGGUUGGUGGCGUUAACCAAUCUCGUGGAUCAAAUGAGACUACUCCACACAAAUUAGUAAAAUUAAGAAUAAGGACAAAAGCAAUUUCAGGGGAUAUUCCUUCCAAACUAAAAUCCCUCACUGCAGUGAAUGAUCCAACCUGCAGUGGAGGCGAUGUGAGGUCCAGAAACACUUUGUCUGUAGAUCACAAUCUAGGUUACAGAAUGCAAGAAAUGGGUGAAGGUUCUGACAGAUCAAGUUCUCUUCAGUUUCACUCUGGUUUAAAGUUAAACAUGAAUGAUGGGGAAAACCCAUAUGAUGACACAACUGACUCCACAGGUUUAAAUGCCAUCAAUGAUCAUGAUUCAGAAAUUGGGUUCACCAAAGCAGCAUCUGAUGCAGUUGGUAGAACACGAUCCAUGAAGAUGAAGGCAACUUCUCAGGAGCAGAAUGCCUGGAACCAUAGCUUGAAGGUAGCAGGGACAUCAGCAAAUGAAGAGAACUCUGUGAAAGCAUACAAUGGCAUUGCAUCUGAUGAAUGGAUGUCAAGUUCCAAAGUUAGAGAGAGAUCAAGAUCCACCAGAACCAAGCGGGGUGGAAAUCAUGACUAUAACUUAAAAUUUUCAAGUGGAAGGAAGUUAAAUCCUUCUGUUAGAAAAUUAUCAUGGUUGAUGUUGUCAGAGCAGGAAGAGGGUUAUCGUUAUAUACCUCAGCUGGGUGAUGAAGUUGUAUAUUUCAGACAGGGGCAUGCAGAGUGCAUUGAAUCAGGUCGCUUAAAGGGGGCUGGUCCAUGGAGCUCAAGGGGACACCUGAGUGCGGUGGAAAUUUGCAGGGUUGAAAACCUUGCUUAUUCCCACUUUCCCGGUUCUGGAGACAGCUGCUGUAAAAUCACACUACGAUUUGUAGAUAAUUCAUCAUGUGCGUUUGGGGAUGCAUUCAUAUUGACCCUGCCUGAGUUGAUAGGUUUUCCUGAUUUUCUUAUUGAGAAGACAAGAUAUGAUGCUGCAAUGAGGAGAGAAUGGACCCGCAGGGAUAAAUGCCUAGUAUGGUGGAAGAAUGAUAAUGGGGGGGGAGGUAGUUGGUGGGAUGGUAGAAUAGUUGCUUCACAAGGCAAAUCUAUGGAUUUCCCUGACAGUCCUUGGGAAAGAUAUGAAGUUAUUUACAAGGAUGGCUGCAAGUAUAGGCACAGUGCUUGGGAACUGCAUGAUCCUAACUUUCCAUGGGAGCACCCACAUAUUGAUUCUGAAAUCAGGGAUAAGCUUCUCUCUUCUUUUGCUAAAUUAGAGCGUUCAGUGGGCAGCAAUCAGGACUCUUAUGGAUUUCAGAAACUGAAUGAAGCAGCCCAGAAAUCAGAAUUCCUUAACAGGUUUCCAGUUCCAUUGUAUCCCGAAUUGAUCCGGCUGAGGUUAGAGAACAACUAUUAUCGGACCAUGGAAGCAGUGAAGCAUGACAUAAACAUAAUGCUUUCAAAUGCGGAGAAUUAUUUCGGUACAAGUGCUUACCUAUCUUCAAAGAUGAGGCGCCUAUCAGACUGGUUUACAAAGACGUUGUCAAGGCUGUAGGAAGCUGUAUAGCUUUUUCUUUUUCUUUUUUUUUUUAAUUUUAAUUUACAUUUUCAAUUUUGUAAAACAAACCAUUUUUAGGCAUUAUUGAAAAAUGACAAAUGGAGGGAAUUGAAUUCCCGGGGAAAGGGAUGCAGAUAUACUAAAUAUUUAUUAAUGUAUAGAUGCAUUUCCUUUCUUAAGUUAUAAGAGAAAGAUGCACAGCUGAGUUGAAAAAUACAUUUGC
Durio zibethinus is the source of this 5451-nucleotide messenger RNA. RefSeq names its product WD40 domain-containing protein. Gene Ontology annotation, cellular component: nucleus. The record is from RefSeq and is a predicted model, not a curated record. Gene Ontology annotation, biological process: cytoskeleton organization; regulation of transcription by RNA polymerase II; regulation of cell shape. Lineage: Eukaryota; Viridiplantae; Streptophyta; Magnoliopsida; Malvales; Malvaceae. Gene Ontology annotation, molecular function: protein binding.